UCGUAUUAAAACAACCUCGCCCCCUACUCCACCAAAACAAUCUCCGCCCAUGCCUGUACGCACGCCUACACCACCGCUGCCUGACUUCCUGAAGCAGUUCGUGCAGGAGGAGUGGUUCCACAGCAUGUACCCUGACCCUGGGUGUAUCCCCAAGUCCCUGAGCCUGGCUGAGUUCUGUGCUCAGCUGCUAGACUUCAUGAAGCGUUGUGGUGUGGAUCAGAAGCUGUGUGUCCUUAAAGCCAUCAUCACACUGUACACACACAACUCCCUCACCAACACACACACCGUCACACACAGCCUUCUGGACACACUGCACGUCUGCCUGCACAAGAACAUGUCAGAUAUGGAGCAACGGUUUGUGGUGGAGUUGCUGAAUUUCUUGGUUUGUAUGAAUCCUCACAGCUAUGACGUCACAGUGGAGGUUCUCGUCCUGCUGGCAGAUAAAGAGCUGCGAUUACAGUAA
This is a messenger RNA of Clarias gariepinus (North African catfish), 463 nucleotides long. It is a transcript of the gene wdr97, whose product is annotated as WD repeat domain 97. The coding region runs from base 50 to 463 and encodes 137 amino acids. The record is from RefSeq and is a predicted model, not a curated record. Lineage: Eukaryota; Metazoa; Chordata; Actinopteri; Siluriformes; Clariidae. The transcript has 3 exons.